AUGGCAGACUAUCUCGAACAGAACCAUGACCGCAUCUUUGCGGCCAACAAGGCGUGGGCCGAGGAGCAAAUUGCUCGUGACCCCGACUUUUUCAACAAGCUCUCGCAGGGCCAGACUCCGGAAUACCUCUGGAUCGGAUGCUCUGACUCGCGCAUGCCAGCAGAGACGAUUACGGGCAUGAAGCCAGGCGAGGCUUUCAUCCACCGUAACAUUGCCAACCUGGUUAACAACAUCGACCUCAACGUCAUGAGCGUGAUCAACUACGCUGUCAGACAUCUGCAGGUCAAGCACAUCAUCGUGUGCGGACACUAUGGGUGUGGUGGUGUUCGGGCGGCUAUGACGGCCAAGGAUCUUGGGAUUCUCAACCCUUGGCUGCGUAACAUUCGCGAUAUUUACCGCAUUCACGAGACGGAACUCGAUUCGAUCAAGUGCGACUCGGCGAGGUACGAUCGACUUGUCGAGCUCAACGUUGUCGAACAGUGCAGAAAUGUUAUCAAGACGGCCGCACUGCAGCAAAACUAUGCUGAGAACGGGUACCCUGUCGUCCAUGGCUGGGUGUUCGACUUCCGCACGGGCAUGCUCAAGGACCUCAAGAUCGACUUUGCCAAGAUCCUCGCCGACAUUCAGAAGAUCUACAACAUUACCGAGUAA
Molecule: messenger RNA, 651 nt
Organism: Cutaneotrichosporon cavernicola
Lineage: Eukaryota; Fungi; Basidiomycota; Tremellomycetes; Trichosporonales; Trichosporonaceae
Exons: 1
Coding region: 1-651 (216 amino acids)
Biological process (GO): cellular response to oxidative stress; cellular response to carbon dioxide; carbon utilization
Cellular component (GO): cytoplasm
Molecular function (GO): carbonate dehydratase activity; zinc ion binding
Source: RefSeq, a predicted model, not a curated record